Molecule: messenger RNA, 1902 nt
Organism: Ilex paraguariensis (yerba mate)
Lineage: Eukaryota; Viridiplantae; Streptophyta; Magnoliopsida; Aquifoliales; Aquifoliaceae
Source: the annotation of a GenBank genome assembly
AUGAAACCCUACUAUAGCUUACCCUUUUGCAUGCCCCAAGAGGGUGUGAAUGACAGUGCCAUGAACCUUCUUGGUGAGCUCCUUAUGGGUGAUAAGAUUAAGAAUUAUCCGUACAGAUUUAAGAUGUACACCAAUGAGACAAAGAUCUUUCUCUGUCAAACCAAGCCAUUGUUGGGUGAUGAAGUUAAGCUUUUGAAGAAGAGGAUUGAUGAGAUGUAUCAGGUUAAUUUGAUUCUUGAUAAUUUACCCGCCACUUGGUAUAUUAGGAGGGAGGGUUUUUCCUUGCGGUGGACAGGUUAUCCUGUGGGAAUUAAGGUUCAAGAUGUGUAUUAUGUGAUUAAUCACUUGAAAUUUACAGUUCUUGUUCAUAAGUAUGAGGAGACCAAUGUGGCUCGUGUGAUUGGUACUGGGGAUAGGGCCGAGGUGAUCCCUACGGUUGGGAAGUCGGGAUCAGAGAAGCCUAAAUACAUGAUUGUUGGGUUUGAGGUGGUCCCUUGUAGUAUCCAACACAAUGCUGAGUCACUGCAGAAUUUGAAAAUGUAUGGUGCAAGUCCGUCUGUGAUCAAGUGUGAUCCCAACACUGUGGCCAUGGCUAUUAAGGAGAAUGAGCCUCUGGCAUUUACAUAUGAGUUUUCGUUUGUGGAGAGUGACAUCAAGUGGCCAUCAAGAUGGGAUGCCUAUUUGAAGAUGGAGGGAGUGAAAGUCCUUUGGUUCUCAAUUCUCAAUUCCCUUAUGGUGAUCACUUUCUUGGCUGGUAUUAUUGUUGUCAUCUUCUUGAGGACAGUUCGUUAUGAAGAGCCGAACACAGAAGCUCAAGCCCAGAUGAAUAAGGAGUUAUCAGGGUGGAAACUUGUUGUGGGAGAUGUUUUCCGUCCUCCAAACAACCCUUCACUUUUAUGUGUUAUGGUGGGAGAUGGGGUUCAGAUUCUAGGGAUGGCAGUAGUGACGACUUUGUUUGCUGCUCUCGGGUUCUUGUCCCUGACUUCUCAAGGAACUCUGGUUACAGGUAUGCUGUCUUUCUACCUGAUUCUUGGAAUUGCGGCUGGUUUUGUUGCUGUUCGUCUGUGGAAGACAAUCUCUUGUGGUGAUCACAAAGGAUGGGUUUCAGUCUCUUUGUGGGUUGCUUGUUUCUUUCCUGGUAUUGGUUUUUUGAUUCUAACGACGUUGAACUUCUUAUUGUGGAAUAGUCACAGCACAGGAGCCAUCCCUUUUUCUCUCUUUGUGACUCUCAUUUUGUUGUGGUUCUGUAUCUCGCUCCCCCUUACCCUUUUUGGCGGUUACCUUGGGGCAAGGGCACCUCAUAUUCAAUACCCAGUUAGAACCAAUCAGGUUCUUCUAGAAAUCCCAGCUCUCAGAUACCCUUCUUGGCUUCAAGUUCUUUGGGCUGGGAUUCUUCCAAUUGGUACGCUUUUCACCGAGCUCUUCUUCAUCAUGUCCAGUAUUUGGUUGGGCCGUGUAUACUCUGUUUUUGGGUUCCUUUUCAUUGUUUUGACCCUUCUUGUAGUGGUUUGUGCUGAAGUGUCUAUAGUUCUAACAUACAGACAUCUCUACAUGGAGGACUGGAAUUGGUGGUGGAAAUCUUUCUUUGCUUCUGGUUCAGUUGCCAUAUUCGUUUUCCUUUACUCCAUAAACUAUCUCGUUUUUGAUCUAAAGAGUUUGAGUGGAGUUGUCCCCGUCACUCUUUACUUGCUAUAUUCGCUUUUCAUGUGUGCUUGCAACAGGCACAGUUGGGUUCCUUUCUUCAUUUUGGUUUGUGCAGUACUUGUUCUCUUCUGUGAAGCUGGACUGAAGAACUUCCUUCAACACAAAGACAGACUCUGUGAAAAUAAGCAGCAUUCGGCCAUUGGAGAAAUGGUCACAGAUUUCAUAUAUAGUAGAUCUACUAAUGUUUCUUUUCUUUGA